Messenger RNA from Mus musculus (house mouse), 5668 nucleotides. RefSeq names its product acyl-CoA thioesterase 11 (gene Acot11). Lineage: Eukaryota; Metazoa; Chordata; Mammalia; Rodentia; Muridae. Gene Ontology annotation, cellular component: cytosol; mitochondrial matrix; cytoplasm. The transcript has 16 exons. Gene Ontology annotation, biological process: fatty acid metabolic process. Gene Ontology annotation, molecular function: thiolester hydrolase activity; short-chain fatty acyl-CoA hydrolase activity; long-chain fatty acyl-CoA hydrolase activity. The coding region runs from base 116 to 1900 and encodes 594 amino acids. The record is from RefSeq and is marked validated.
AGGAGAAGCCGGCUGCUUUUGGACUUGCUGGCAGUCCCAGGGCUCAGGUGACCAGCGGCCCUUUAGGAGCCUACAGACCCCCCCACAGCCUGGCAACCCAGCAAACGGAGCAGCAAUGAUUCAGAAUGUGGGCAACCACUUGCGAAGGGGCUUCGCCUCUAUGUUCUCUAAUCGCACAUCCCGGAAGUCAAUCUCCCAUCCGGAGUCUGGAGACCCUCCUACCAUGGCAGAGGGUGAAGGAUACCGGAACCCCACGGAGGUGCAGAUGAGCCAGCUGGUACUGCCCUGCCACACCAACCACCGUGGGGAGCUGAGCAUUGGACAGUUGCUCAAGUGGAUCGACACCACAGCCUGCCUAUCAGCGGAGAGGCAUGCUGGCUGUCCCUGCGUCACAGCCUCUAUGGAUGACAUCUACUUCGACCAUACCAUUAGUGUCGGCCAAGUGGUGAAUAUCAAGGCCAAGGUGAACCGGGCCUUCAACUCCAGCAUGGAGGUGGGAAUCCAGGUGGUCUCUGAGGAUCUGUGCUCUGAGAAGCAGUGGAGUGUCUGCAAGGCCUUGGCCACCUUUGUGGCCCACCGGGAGCUCUCCAAGGUGAAGCUGAAGCAGGUCAUCCCAUUGACCGAGGAGGAGAAGACUGAACAUGGGGUGGCGGCUGAGCGCCGGCGUAUGCGACUGGUCUAUGCAGACACCAUCAAAGAUCUCCUAACCCACUGUGUCAUCCAGGACGAUUUGGACAAGGACUGCAGCAAUAUGGUGCCAGCCGAGAAGACCCGAGUGGAGAGUGUGGAGCUGGUGCUGCCUCCUCACGCCAAUCAUCAGGGCAAUACCUUCGGGGGACAGAUCAUGGCUUGGAUGGAGAAUGUGGCCACCAUUGCAGCCAGCCGGCUCUGUCACGCCCACCCUACGCUCAAGGCCAUCGAGAUGUUCCAUUUCCGAGGCCCGUCUCAGGUGGGGGACCGUCUGGUGCUCAAGGCCAUCGUGAAUAACGCCUUUAAGCACAGCAUGGAGGUGGGUGUGUGUGUGGAGGCGUACCGCCAGGAAGCUGAGACCCAGCGCCGGCACAUCAACAGCGCCUUCAUGACCUUCGUGGUCCUGGACAAAGAUGACCAGCCUCAGAAGCUGCCCUGGAUUCGUCCCCAGCCUGGAGAGGGUGAACGGCGAUACCGAGAAGCCAGUGCCAGGAAGAAGAUCCGCCUGGACAGGAAAUACCUUGUGUCCUGUAAGCAGGCAGAAGUGGCCCUGUCUGUCCCCUGGGACCCUAGCAACCAGGUAUACCUGAGCUACUACAACGUGUCCUCUCUGAAGACGCUCAUGGCCAAGGACAACUGGGUGCUGUCCGUGGAGAUCAGCGAGGUCCGCCUGUACAUCCUAGAAGAGGACUUCCUCUCCUUUCACUUGGAGAUGGUGGUAAAUGUGGAUGCCGCCCAGGUCUUUCAGCUGCUGUCAGACCUGCGCAGGAGACCAGAGUGGGACAAGCAUUACCGGAGUGUGGAGCUGGUGCAGCAAGUGGAUGAGGAUGACGCCAUCUACCACGUCAUCAGCCCCGCCCUGAGCGGGAACACCAAGCCCCAGGACUUUGUGAUCCUGGCCUCUAGGCGGAAGCCUUGUGACAAUGGGGACCCCUAUGUCAUUGCCCUGAGGUCGGUCACGCUGCCCACGCACCAUGAGACACCGGAAUACCAACGUGGGGAGACUCUCUGUUCAGGCUUCUGUCUGUGGCGUGAGGGGGACCAGAUGACUAAGGUUUCUUACUACAACCAGGCCACCCCCGGCUUUCUCAACUAUGUGACCACCAAUGUGUCCGGCCUGUCCUCAGAAUUCUACAACACUUUCAAGGCUUGUGAGAGUUUUCUGUUGGACAACCGGAAUGACCUAGCUCCCAGCCUCCAGACCCUCUAGACACCACCCAUGCUGCCCCAGGUCUUACACAGUGCGUGGAACAAAGCAGAGACAUUUAUUCACCUUGACUCCCCAGGGAAGCCUUCCACACUAGAUGGUCCAAUCCUACUGGAUGGUCGGUUGCUGCUCACAUCUGCCUGCAAGUCUUUCCAGUACUCCUGGGAUAUCCUGUAAUAGACUCGGGUCCUGUCCACGGCCCUGGCCGCCCACAAUCCAGCCCACAAAUCCACAUGGCUGUUCCCAGCAGUGCUGUGGUACACUGUGACAGUGGCUCUAGGGGAGGAGGCCAGGAGCCUGGCCACAGUGUUGGCUGGACUCUGACUCAGUGGCCCAGCCUGCAGCUGGAAGGACACAGGUUGCCGGAGUCCCUGACACAGCUCCAGCAUAUCUGUGACCAUCUGCUCCUGAUAACCACUGUCCAGCAUCUCUUCGGGCCAGCCCGGUGCCACGGUCACAUGGGGGAAGACUUCAGCCACAGCUGUGAGCAGCUCUCUGCCAGCUAUGUGGCCAGGGACCACAAAACUACCAUGUGAGACUGUGGACCCCACCCACACAGGCCAGGGCAGAUGGCCAAGGGUAGAAAGGUGUGCUAACGUGGCCAGGGAUGGCCGGAGAGCUUCGGGUUCCACUAUGUUCACAUGGAUGCCCCAGCGCCUGGGGUGAACAGCCAGACGCAGCAGACACGACUCCAGUGUCAGAGCAGGGCCACCUGGGGUGUGUAGGAUGGGUACAGGGUUCCCAGCCUCAGGUUCCUGGAGGCCAAUGUCCAGCAAGAUCAUGCCUUCUCUGUCUGGAAGAGGCAACAGUUUGGAGAUCCUGUCAUCAUGGGACGUCAGUGUUUUUUGUUAAAGGGGACAUACAUGGGGGCAUGUCAUGGGGAUAGAUCAAGAGGCACCAGCCAUUCUUGAGUUUGCCAGCUCCAUCCCAGGCUCCAAGUGCUGUGACUGGUGACUCUCAGGCAGGCAUGACAAAUUGCUGGCCUCCAUUCUUGGCCUUCCUAAUCACUCCCCACUCCUCUAGUCACAGUGUGGCUGAGGACUCAAGGCUGUGAAGACCAGGAGUUCCUGCUCUUGACAUUAUUCCUCCCACUUUGUAUCCAGUGUGUGGCUUAUUGUGUUGCCAUGGUAACAGAGAAUCAAGUUACCCACCCAAGCAAAUGACAGACCUGUGGGUGAGGGUAGCCAGGAGCUUUAGAGCUGCAGGCAGACUCACCAGGAACUGUAAUGGCUGCUCUUCUCCCACUGCCAUUCACUUCCAGAACUAGCCACUCUACCUCCAGACCAUCACCCUUGGGCUGCUGGAGAAGAGGGAUCAGGCUGCCACCUGUGUAGUAGGUUCGCUUCCGGGUGGUGUUCACUGUGGGACCCAAAAUUGCCAAUGUGAAGGGACCACUCUCCACAAAUUGCCUUGUGUAUGCACUGGCUCUCCCGCAUCCUAAGCCCUGUGGCUGUCACUUCUCCCUUUUGGGUAGAUUGGAAGUCAUUGUCUCAUGGCCUGACAUUCAACAGAAUUUACUGGGCCAGAAACCAAACAGAGCUAGAGAUGAGGGGAGGGGGCUCCAAAGCUUGUCUCCUCCCUUUCCCAGGCACAACUCCCUCAAUAGGAGUGGAAUCUGAUGUGACUCCUUGGGAUGACUUAAGUGUAGAUGCCCCUAGACACAGGGUCAAGAGAACAGGGCAUAGUGGCAUCUGGCUCAUGAACUAGUGGGCACGUAAGAGGGCUGUGCUUGAGACCCUAUUGCCAAAGGUGAAUGGUGCUGUGGAAGCCAGGGCACUCGAGUGCGUGCAUGUGUGUGUGUAUGUGUGUGUAUGUAUGUGUGUGUGUGUGUGUGUGUGUGUGUGUGUAUGUGUGUGUGUGAGACUUGGCUAGGUUGUGAUCAGAUUGCACUCCUACAAAAUCCUUGUGGUUUUGGACUUCCAUUGCCCUCUCUAUCAACCAGACUCCUGUUCUGAGGACAUCGCUUGGAUAACAUAAUAUCCCAGGGGCAGAAGACAAAUUCUCAGAAUAGCUCCUGUCUCCUGUUCCACGCAGAAUUUUCCCCAUCUAGACCACCCUUUCUCCGCUUCCAUGCCCACCCAAGGCUGCCCUGAGCAGAACACAGCCCACAAUUCCCCUCCCAGGCUCCCUUCUUACAGGCCAGCUGCUUAAACUGCGACAAGACAGGCUCAAAGAGGUCAUAGUAGAUUUGGUGAGCGGCACUGUUGUCCCGGAUGAAGAGGAGAUCUUCUACUGACACGGGGUCUGAGGCACCCUGCCACAGUGUUAGGCUGUACCUGGAACCAGAGAGCUGACUCAGGGCCCGCCUGACUCUUGGCUCUACUUGUGCGCUCAGAACUGAAUGCCAGCUGAGCCCAGGAGUGGAGCAUCUGUUCUCUAGAUUCCCACCAGAGGAUGAUGGAGAGCGGAGGUUCAGAGGGCAGGAGGAUGUGCACCCCUGGGAUGUCUGUUUCUGAGUUACCCACCAAUGGAAGCAGUGACCAGCCAGUGCCCAGAAGAGUACAAGCCAGAGGCCGAGCAUAGGAGGUCGUUAGGGCAGUGGGACUGGGACAAGAUGAUCUUUAGGACCCCUCUUGACGUGUUCAUCUUGGGGCAGAGCCCAGGAUAGGUUUGGGACCAGUAGAGGGGUUUCACCUCUCAGAUUGGCUCAGAAGCCAGCUGAAGUGGGGCCAAGCAGCCCGUGUCAUGACAGCUCUCACUGGGAAGGUGACCUUCUGUGGCAGCGCUCCGACCAGCUCCUGCAUUGUUUCCACCAUGGCUUGGGUGUAUGUGCUGUUUGGCAACUGAGGCACAUAAAGAGUGGUAAAGCCUGGAGAAAUGGUGGCCUUUGGAUAUUUCUCCUGGACAAGAGUCAGAAACCUGCAGAGAGAGACCAGAGCAGAGAUACCCAUCUUUCCCUUCUUGUAGGCUCUUGCCACAGCGACAGGAACAGUCAGGCCUAUUGAGACUCAGCUUGGAGAUUGACAUCAGAGCCCUAAAGAGCAGCAGUGAUUUGUACAUCCUCCUGCUGAUAUCACCACCCUGUGCAGUCAGAGAGGUCUGGGAUCCGGUCUCUACUCUGCAUCUGGUGAUCCAUCUGAUUCUCAAAGAUAGUGACUGUCAGGGCAGGGCCUUUUAAACAUCCCCACAUCGACAGAGGGGCUUGAGUGAGACUUGUAAGGUGUGCAGAUCUGCAUGCUGACAGAUGGCUUCGAGUCUCCAAAGUUUCAGAUUCCUAAUUUUUUUUUUCAUAUGAGAAGAGCCUGUGCCACAUGUCUAUAAUCUCAGCACUUGGGGGGUGGGAGGCAGGAGGUUCAGGGCUUCCUUCAUCCCCAGAUACAUAGCAAGUGCAGGGCUAGCCUAGGCUACAUGAAACUGCCACAAAGCAACACAUUGAAAAGAGUUAUUUGAAUUUUGUUCUGAUGCAAAUUUUCAAUAGGAAAUUAAUGUCACCCACUGCUCGGCCCCCAGAUAUAUAACUCAGUACCCUGAGGAGAGAAUCCUUGUUUGUCUUGGGCCCUAGCCUACAUUUUCCAAAUAUAACUCAUUUUGAGAAUCAGUAAAUGUUGGCCGGGCAGAUGGAGGUGUCUGCAGAGCACAAAACUCGAGGACGGAAAGACCUGUGGGAACCUUUGCUCUGCCGUUUUGUAGACUUAGACCAUUCAUUUAACCUUUCAAAGAUAGUUUCUAUACUUACAAGAUGAAUAUGACUAGUUGCUACCUCAUUCUCUUAAGAGUUCAGCUGUAUUCUGCAAAUAAAAUGCUUGAAACCGUGCCUGGGGUACACUAACC